UCAACGGCCAUACUGUAAGGCUAGUAAUAUUGUUUAUACUCAGUUUGUCAUGUGUAAAUAUAUAUUAUAAAUGUUCAUUAUUUUAAGUGUUGUUAAAAAUAUAUCAAAAUAUAAAUUAAAGAAAACUAAUUUUGAAUAUCUUUGAUUAUGUCUUUAGUUUAGUUGUCAUACUGAUUAAUUUCCAAAUCAUACGAUGGAGAAGUUGAAAUUUUCCUAUAUUUACGUAUCGUCUUGUCUUGAUAUUUUUCCACAGAAUCGUGCAUGGUACCUGUAAUAUUAUUAAAUACGAAGAAAAUGAACGUUUUACAAAUAUUGAACACUGCAGGCGUGUACGUUUAAUAUCAUAUUUUUAUGCUCUUGCAAAGCAUGUAACGCGUGGAGAAAGGAUUUGUUGGUUUACGUGCCAUGGUUUUUAUCCUGAUUGAUGCAUAUCCUCCGGAGUCAAGUUACUACGUUUUAAAUAUGCAUUUAUCAUAUGGUGCCUCGUUUUAUUGCUUCUUAUCAGUCACAAUACCCGUCACGCGUCAGACGUCCUUCAUCAGUCAUUAUACGCAUUACACACAUAUUCGUAUACAUAUACGAGUUUCAUUCAUCUCCUCUGCUCUUUACUUUCCGACAUUGGUUACGACAUGGUUAUUGCAGUGAAAUACGACUAUCAUGAAAAUUACAAUCGGAAGGUCAUCAAAGACAUUUUUUCCACCGAUUAACAAACUAUAAUACAACGUAAUGUAAUAUAAUCACAUUGUUAUUGUUAUUAUUAUUAUACAUGCAAUUUUGAUACAUUUUUAAUCUGUUUGUAAAUCGUCCUAGAAUAAUGGAUACUUGUACAUAUUGAAUAGAGGAAACAAUUUUUGAAUCCUGAAUAUGAAAUUAUUAUAACACAAAGAAACAUACACAUAAUAGAUACACGCAAGCACACAUAAAUACUCUUGAAUAUUAUAUUUAUCAGAGAGAAAAACAGGAAGCUUAAAGUCAGUAUAAUAUUAUGCGGUUUAUCUAAAUUUUAUGAUUUGCAGUCAAAAGCACAUUAUUCAUUCUUGUGUAUGGUGCACUUCACAAAAUAUCAUGAUCGUAAUACAAUAUAUUUGUAUUUUCCUUUAUGUAUGUCAAAUGUCGAAGUUUACUUCUUCCAAUGUAAUCGGGAGACCCGAACAAAGUUCAAGUUCAAGCGUAGAUUUACCAAAAUGUUCAUUAAAUGAUCAGAAUUGUUUUGAAAGUAACAUCAUAGACAAUUCUUCAGUUAUGGCAUAUUUUAGUAGAUAUAUUUAUAUUUUAUGGUCUUAUUACAAAGAUGUAAAUGAUGAUAAUGAAACAAAUAGUAUGACCAUUUUGAUACAAAAUGAAGAAGAACCAGCUGCUGAUUACGAUCAUUAUAAUGAAUUAGACCAAGAAAUUUUGAAUGAAGAUUCUACAAACAAAGUGAAAAGAUCACUUGAACUCGUUGAAGAACAACCCCCUGAAGGAACUUAUCGCCCUUCGACCAAUAACGAUGUGACAAGAUCCGUUCAAUCAAUGCCUUCUCUGCCAUCAAUGCCUUCUCUGCCAUCAAUUCCUUCUAUGCCAUCAAUGCCUUCCAUGCCAGCAAUGCCUUCUAUGCCAGCAAUGCCUUCUAUGCCAGCAAUGCCUUCUAUGCCAGAAAUGCCUUCUAUGCCAUCAAUGCCGUCUUUACCUUCUUUGACAACAUCUUCAAUACCGGAGGUACCAACAAUACCUUCAGUGUCAUCAAUACCUCAACCACCUACAAUGCCUUCAAAUGAACCAAAGAACACAAAUACAGAAGCGACAAAAUAUGAUGUAACGACUAAGUUUCCGGAUGUAGAACAGAUUGAGACUACUACAGAAGAUUAUAGUAAUAUUGGUGAACCAAAUUGCGAUUAUGAUCCCAUUACCUUUGUUUUAAAAUGUGGUUUAAAUUUAAUCACUAGUAUAUUUGGAUUAUCUGAUACAUGUUGCAAACCAAUAAUUUAAUCUAUUUUAUUUAUAUACCGAACAAAUACUAAAUAUUAAAUAUCUAAAAGUAUUUUGUUCAGUAUUUAUUAUCAAUUAUAUUAUACUUUUUAUUUACUUUAAAAUAUGCCAUAAAAAAAACUGUAUGGCAUACUGUGGCUUAGAUAAUAUAUUUAAAUAGAUACCUACCUAAGUAAAUAUUUUGAAUGAAAAAAAUCCAAUGUAUACACAACAAAAUCUAUCAAUGUCAAUAACAAUAAAUUAUAUAAAUUAUACAUUUAUUAAAAAAGAAAAAGAAUGAGACGCAUUUUGAAUAAAGUUAUGUAGUAUUUCAGAUCUUUAUCAGAUUGAUAUUGAUAUUUGAUUUAAUUUUAGAUUAGAUAAUAUAUAUUUAACAGUUCAAUAAACUAUAAUCCGUUUACA
Molecule: messenger RNA, 2370 nt
Organism: Aphis gossypii (cotton aphid)
Lineage: Eukaryota; Metazoa; Arthropoda; Insecta; Hemiptera; Aphididae
Exons: 5
Coding region: 1006-1968 (320 amino acids)
Source: RefSeq, a predicted model, not a curated record